Molecule: messenger RNA, 792 nt
Organism: Cooperia oncophora
Lineage: Eukaryota; Metazoa; Nematoda; Chromadorea; Rhabditida; Trichostrongylidae
Source: the annotation of a GenBank genome assembly
AUGGGCAUAGACGUCACACUGCCAAGAGGAGUUCAUAUCGACAAGCUCGCUAUGAAGUUGGACGUGUCUAUCCAACCGAUUGGAAAGCUCCGAUGUAUGGACGUUGCCACAUGCGGUCGAGAGUGCUUCUACUGCGAUUUCUGCAAGGAAAGCCGGAAAUUGAAGCUCUUGGAGAAUACCGAUGGAAAUUUGUGCCGGGCUACAGCGGAGAGGACCUAUCGACUGACCGUCAAGUUGUGUCCACCACCAGAAGAUCCAAACUUUACCAUGUGUUCGGCCUUUUCCAAAUCUGUUUGGCAAAAGGACUACUGGCAAAAACAAGGAGCUGUUGAUGUAUGGAUGAAGUUCUAUGAACGUGGACAAACUCGCCCUGAGCUUGAAAAGGAAUUCUUUGCUCAAAUCGACAACCCACUGCUCGGAAAAGCUUUCAAAUUAGCUAUUGUCGCUGAAUGGCUAGCAGCCAACAGCUUGGAUCAAGGAUCCUAUACGCCAACGAACUCGGAGCUGUUGGAAUUCUGGGUCUCAAAGCGAGAUCCCGAUCGCCUUUUGGCUUGCCAGCAUGCGGUUGUUGACUACGAAAUUGAAGGUGCCAAAGUGAAGACGAACGUGCUGUUUGAGGCAGCCACCACUGCCAACUCGAUACCAAACAUCCUGAAGGACAAGAAGUGUGCAGCCUUCGAACGAUUACAAGAAGAUCGUUUCCAACAAGAGGCUCACGCCUUCAAAAAGGCGACCGGCGGCGGAAACUUUUUGAGUGGACUCAAUGGGUUCUUGAAUACCGUACGAGGAUGA